Chiloscyllium plagiosum (whitespotted bambooshark) is the source of this 1728-nucleotide messenger RNA. NCBI's taxonomy places the organism in Eukaryota, Metazoa, Chordata, Chondrichthyes, Orectolobiformes, Hemiscylliidae. The record is from RefSeq and is a predicted model, not a curated record.
CUCUUUUAUUUCCUCAGAUCUAACCAUUGUCCUCCUGCUAGCAAUUGGAUAAAGAACCUCAGAGUCGAUAACAAAGCUAAUGCAAUAUUCAAGAGAAAGUUAUGUUCUCACACGGUGUCUAGAACCACAGGAUCAUAUUCCGAUAAGACUGGUGGAUGGUGGAAGCGACUGUGCUGGAAGGGUGGAACUUUACUACAUGGGAAGCUGGGGAACUGCAUGCGAUGAUUCCUGGGAUUUAGCAGAAGCCCAGGUUGUUUGUAACCAACUGAAAUGUGGACAAGCUCUAACUGCAACAGUUUCCAGUUGGUUUGGUCCAGGAGUGGGGCCUAUUUGGUUAGACUGUGGAGUGAAUGAUUCUGUUCUAUGGGAAUGUCUGAUGGAGUCAUGGAGUGACAGUGACUGCAAUCAUAAAGAAGAUGCUGGUGUUAUCUGCUCAGACCACAGAGCUGUUAGGCUGCAGGAUGGAGCAAACCCAUGUCAGGGCAGAGUUGAAGUUUUCUACAAUGGGACCUGGGGGACUGUUUGUUCUGAUUCUUUUGAUAUGGAGGAUGCGGAAGUUGUUUGUAAACAGCUCAGCUGUGGAUCUGCCCAAUCUGUGGAUGUUGAUGUUACCUUUGGAAGCGGUUCUGGACCAAUCUGGCUCGAUGAUGUGAACUGUCGCUUGCAUGAUAUGUUCUUGUGGCAAUGUCCAUCUUCACCAUGGGGUGAACAUAAUUGUGACCACCAGGAAGAUGUUGGAAUUAUCUGUUCAGAACUAAGUCCAAGGAAAAUACGCAAUGAGGGAGACAUGAAGAACAGUAAAACUCAACUAGCUUCAGAAAAGUUUGAAUUGCGGUUGGCUGCAGGAUUUAAUAAUUGUUCUGGAAGAGUUGAAGUAUUCACCAAUGGUACAUGGGGAACGGUUUGUGAUGAUUCCUGGGAUAGGAAGGAUGCUGCUGUGAUCUGUCGGCAUUUAAACUGUGGUCAUCCAGUCUCACAUCUGGAAGAGGUGCUGUUUGAAAGAGGAAAUGGCACAAUAUGGAUUGAUGUAAUUAAAUGCAAGGGGAGUGAAUUAUUCCUGUGGGACUGCCAAUUGUCAGUAAUGGCCAAUCAUGACUGUGACCAUAAAGAAGAUGUCAAUUUGAUAUGCUCUGGCCAUCAAGAAUUCACAGAGCCCUUCAACCAGCAAAGAAUCCCUCUCUUCAUCAUCCCUUGUGUUUUUAUUAUUCUUUUGAUUGCUGUGUCAAUUGCUUUGGCUGCAGAAUUACAAAGAAGCUUUCAGAAAGGAAGGAUGUGGUCACAUGUUAGCUUGAGACAAUAUACAAGGACAUUAGACAAAUUAGAGAAUUUUCUUUAAACAUUGUUGAUCGGAGACCAGCAUUUGAAACUUUUUAUCUUGCACUCAUCAGACGAGGGCACAAUGAAGAGUUUGCAUUUACCACAACAUGAGAAGUGGGUACUGAUUCGUUGGAGCAUGAUUAACACAAAGAUGUGGCAAGUGGGAUAGUUAACAGGCCAUCUUCAUUCUCAGACCAGUCAGAGAGAUUCUGAUUGGUUAGGACAUUGUGAUCAGGAUACAGCAGAUAUUGGCUAUCUCUAUGACACCAUUUGUUUUGCAAAUAUUGUGUUUCUUACAUCCUAGUUCAGUUGAGUGUAAGACUGCUAUGAACCAGACACACCCCUCUGUAAAUAUAUUAAGAAGAUGGCCUAGACCCUAUCGUUUUCCGUAUUUUAAAGCCAAGUGCCAGG